This is a messenger RNA of Exophiala oligosperma, 1016 nucleotides long. RefSeq lists its product as uncharacterized. Lineage: Eukaryota; Fungi; Ascomycota; Eurotiomycetes; Chaetothyriales; Herpotrichiellaceae. The transcript has a single exon. Bases 230 to 946 code for a protein of 238 amino acids. The record is from RefSeq and is a predicted model, not a curated record.
CACGGCUCCCCACCAAAGCCAGACCACGCGGUCAAGAAGAUAAAGCCUAGGAAGGGCUCAGUCCGAAGGCAAUGAAUACGAAGAUGACUAGUUGUCGGCCUUGAAAGUGCCUUUUUUUUUGUUUUUGCUCGCUCUCAACCAGAAUGUCAACUCACCUCCAUUAACGUGACAGAGGGCCAAAUCACCUCGCUUUCCCCCCUUCGCCCCUUGCGAUACGGAGUAUUCAGCCAUGGCGUCCUCACGAUAUUCGUCUCCAGAGAAUGACAUCUUCUCCCUAGACACCAGCCUCAUCCCGCCCCGCGAGAACAAGGUCGCAGGGACGACGAACAUCACCUUUGACAAUCUCCUCCCGAGCACCACACCGCUUCUCCUCCACGAAGACCUGCAGGAAGGAUGCGGAGGCCAACUCUGGCCCGCGGGCAUGGUACUCUCCAAGUACAUGCUCACAUACCACAAGACACGCAGCCUGCCGGGCAAGUCCAUCGUGGAGAUCGGCGCGGGUGGUGGUCUCGUGGGCCUGGCGGUCGCACUGGGUUGCGAAGUCGACUCUGACAAACCAAUUUACAUCACCGACCAGGUCCCGAUGUUUGCACUGAUGCAGAAGAAUAUUGCGCUGAACAAUCUGCGAGGACGAGUGAGGGCGGAGGUGUACGAUUGGGGAACACCACCCCCCGCCAGUGUGCUGGCGCAUGGAGAAUAUCCGGACAUCGUGCUGGCGGCGGAUUGUGUCUACUUUGAACCUGCAUUCCCGUUGCUGCUGAGUACGCUGGAAGAUUUGAUCGGCCCUUCGACGACGUGUUACUUUUGUUUCAAGAAGAGACGGAAGGCGGACAUGCGCUUCAUUCGUGCCAUGAUGAAAAAGUUCGCCGCGGAACAGAUUCAGUACGACGGUCGGGAAGGGGAUCAGCGCGAGGGCAUAUUUCUAUACAGAGUCCACAGAAGAUAAGAGCGAUAGAGGUCAAAUAGAGAACAGGUUGUUCAUGCAACAACAACAUAUCAUUACAACUCUGGUGGUA